CGACAAGUGCCUCAACCAGUACAAGAUGCAGAUCUUUUGCCGCGAGACCGAGGCUCACCUGCAGAUGCACCCGCACCUGAACGACCUGAAACCCGCCUCCAGCAGCGGCCUCAUCACCCCCGACCUCUGGCUGAGGGACUGCAGCCAGACCAGCGAAGCGGACUCCGGACCAGAGGGCGACGUGCGGGUGAGUUCGCCGAGCUCGCCGCCCGCGCCUGCCACACCACCGCCCGCAUCGCCGAGCCCUUCGGAACCCGUCAACCUCACAACGCAGUCCUCCUCCAGGAGCGAGCCCCGCGCCUCGCCCUCGCUCUCGCAGACGUCGUCGGCCUCGGGGCGCGCCGGUCAGUCCAGGUCCUCUGAGGGCCGGAGCCCCGGGCCGCUGCCCGCCCCGCGCUACGGCCGCCCCAGGCUCAGGGACCGGCGUGACGGCGGGCGGGAGGUCGGGCGGCCUCGCACCGUGCGGGCGUCGCUGCAGAUGGCCCGCGCCGCGCACGCCGAGAAGAGCGACGAGGUGCGCAUGCCGGCCAUCCGCGUGCGGCAGCUGGAGGCGCAGCAGCAGCAGCACGAGGCGGCGGCGGGCGAGAGGGAGCUCCCCAGCAGCAGCAGCGUAGGCGAGAGCGGCGGGGAUGUGUCCCCUCAUCCCCCAGCCCAGCCUCCGGGCCUGCCCCUAGGCGGCCUAGGGGGCGGCCUAGGGAGCCUGCUACCCAUGGUGGGCGGCGCCCCGCUCCUGCUCCCUCACAUGUUACCUCAUGAUCUCCCGCGGACGCCUCUCCUGCCCCACCUCCUGCUGCAGCACCCAGAGCUGCUGCGCCCGCCUCCCCUGCGCCACCCGCUGCUGCCCGUCCGCCCGCGCCCGCCCCGCCCACACCCGCCCCGCCCACGGCCAUCCCUCCACCGCAGCCGGGGCCACCCAAAGCCCCCGGCUCCCUCCUACCUCCCGUCACUGUGCUCCUGCCGUGCCCGAUCCCCAUCCCCAUCCCCAUUCCCAUCCCGGUGCCAAUCCCCAUCCCCGUCACCACCCGGGGCGACGCCCCCGAGGGCCGGCCGAGCCCCCAGAAGGAGCCGGCAGGGCGCCAGCGUCCGGCGCAGCGCAAGGACGCCAGUCGGUCGGGCUCGGUCAUUACGGGUCCCGUGGGUGCUUCUACGAGCUCGGGGUCGGCGCCCCCAGCCUGCGCCGCCCCUGCGCCGCCACCUCCGCCCACCACGUCGUCCUCCUCCAGCGAGGGCGAGAGACCGCCGUACCUUCGGCCGGACCGCGAGCGCCGCAGCAUCCUCCGGUACACGUCCGACGUGUACGAGAUCAACGGCGUGUUCCUCCCGCGGGACUCGGCGUGGGAGGCCCCGGAGCCGCUGCAGCUGCGGCGGGCAUUGGUGGGCGACCCGAGCCACGACUCCUUCAACCAUCAGCACGACUUUGAUUCCCGUGAAAUGUCCAGGACGCCGUCGCCGGGCCCCGCGGAGGACAACAAGGACGCCCUAGCCUCGCUCACGAGGAAGAGGGAGGAGGAGACGAGCACCGUUAAGAGGCUGCUCGGCGAGGACGAGGAGGAGGUCAAGGAAAGGGUCUCGGGAGAGGCGUCCGACCCGGAAGGGCCCGCGACGUCCACCGCCGCCAC
Messenger RNA from Penaeus vannamei (Pacific white shrimp), 1619 nucleotides. The record is from RefSeq and is a predicted model, not a curated record. Lineage: Eukaryota; Metazoa; Arthropoda; Malacostraca; Decapoda; Penaeidae.